AUGGGCCCCGGCGAGGAACCAACUCCACCUACGUCGACUAAGCGAGACCGGACCAAAUCUGACACCAACAAGGUGCCAGAUGGUACCAGGUUCUCGCAGAUCAACCUGCAACAUUGCAAGGCGGCAACGGAUAUUCUCCUGUGCCGCCUAACAAUGGGGCAGACAGAUAUAGCCCUCAUACAAGAACCUUGGAUCUACAAGGAACGCGUAGGAGGGCUAAACACAGGGUGCGGCUCACUCUACUACGACGCCAUAUCCACAAGGCCCAGGGCCUGCAUCUACGUCAAGAAGGAGAUAGCGGCCCUGAAACUCAACGAAUUCUGUACAGCUGACCUUUCAGUGGUUAAGGUCAAACUUAACCUCGGUGGGAACACGUCAGAGCUGGUGGUAUGCUCGGCGUACCUGCCGUACGACUCUGAGGAACCUCCACCUACGAGGGAACUCAGGGCCCUGAUAGCUCAUUGUGCUGACAACGGUCUGCACCUGGUGAUUGGUUGCGAUGCCAACUCGCACCACACCGUAUGGGGCAGCACAAAUACCAACGGCAGAGGCACAGCACUGCUGGAGUACCUCGCCACCACGGGCUUGGAGAUCCUUAACAUAGGCUCCCCCCCCCCCACCUUUGUUACCUCCCGCAGACAGGAGGUGAUUGAUCUGACCCUGGGCUCCGCCAAGGUGAUACAGGUCAUUAAAUACUGGCAGGUAAGGGACGAGAGCACGCUCUCGGACCACCGCCUGAUCACUUUCAAACUAAUAGGCGACAGGGAGGGCGGCACUGGUGAGGCUUACAGGAACCCAAAGGCCACCAACUGGGAACUCUAUAGAGAGGGCCUGGAGGGGAGGCUGAAGGAGAACUGUCAGCGUCCCAGGACCGUAGGCGAAAUUGAGCAACUGAGCUCCGCCAUUACUCAAGCCUACGAGGCUGCCUGCCCGGCCAGAAUCAGAAACAGUAGCAAAAGGGUCCCCUGGUGGAACAAGAAAUUGGAACAAGCCAGGAAGGACACCCGCAAACUACUGAAUAAAGCCAUGAAAGCCAAAACGGAGCUAGCUUUGGACAACUACAAAAAGUCCCAGCAAGCUUACAAAAACUUAAUAAGAACCAGUAAGAGGACGGCCUGGAAGUCCUUCUGCAAAGAAACCGAGGCACUGCCUGUAGUUGCCAGGUUAAGGAAGGUCUUCACGAUAGGCCCCUCACCAAGGUUGGAUCGCCUCAGACUCCCAAAUGGAAGUCUGACGAACAACCACAGAGAAACACUAGAACACCUUAUUCAAACACAUUUCCCAGGCUCAGUAGCAGAGGAUCGGGAGCGGCGCCGUAGCGAUACCGCGCGCACCGACCCUGCUCCAGUAGACUGGGGAAUAGCUGAGAAGGUGAUAAACACGGACAGGGGUGGAGGGGACCUGUACAGGCGCCUGGGCCAGAUCUUCAAAUCCUGCCCAGCGAAGGGCUAUCUACCCAAAGCCUGGAGAUACUCCAAGGUAGUGUUCAUCCCGAAACCAAGGAGGGACAACUAUGACCUUGCUAAGUCGUACAGACCCAUCAGCCUCACCUCUUUCCUGCUUAAAACGUUGGAAAGGUUGGUUGAUAGGUACAUCAGAGACGUGGUACUGACCAGCAAACCGCUGCACCCCUCUCAACACGCCUAUCAAAACGGCAAAUCCACCGAGACGGCACUUCACAACCUGGUAGGUUCAAUCGAAGAAGCAUUGUCGAACGGUGAAUCAGCACUAUGCAUCUUCCUCGACAUCGAGGGGGCGUUUGACAACACCCCUCAUGAUGCUAUAUAG
Messenger RNA from Osmia bicornis bicornis, 1788 nucleotides. RefSeq lists its product as uncharacterized. The transcript is spliced from 2 exons. NCBI's taxonomy places the organism in Eukaryota, Metazoa, Arthropoda, Insecta, Hymenoptera, Megachilidae. Gene Ontology annotation, molecular function: catalytic activity. The record is from RefSeq and is a predicted model, not a curated record. The coding region runs from base 1 to 1788 and encodes 595 amino acids.